This is a messenger RNA of Naegleria fowleri, 1668 nucleotides long. RefSeq lists its product as uncharacterized. The transcript is spliced from 2 exons. The record is from RefSeq and is a predicted model, not a curated record. NCBI's taxonomy places the organism in Eukaryota, Heterolobosea, Eutetramitea, Acrasida, Naegleriidae. Bases 1 to 1668 code for a protein of 555 amino acids.
AUGACACGACACGAACACAAGCCAAAACACAGUCCCUAUCAAUACAUUAAAAAGAAUUCCCAGUUAGGUGUAGCAGUCGGAUGGGCCGAGGAUAUAGAUUCAACGACAAAAGGUUAUUCAGCCACAAUUCCUAUUGCACUCAUUUGGAAGAAAUUACAAACCACAGAGGAUGAUGAUGAGAGAGUUGAUUCAGAAACUAUUGAAAAGUCUCACAAUUAUAUCUUGACCAACUUCAAUCAUUUUUGUGAUGACAACGAGAAAGAACACAAACGAGUGAACCUUGCAAAACAUUACCGUCCAUGUUAUUUACUUGUAGUUUUAAGAGAGCCUUGGAAGCGCAAUAGUUAUGUGAGUAAUGGAUGGAUUGGGUUAUUGAAAUUGAACAAAUUGGGAUUUCGAAUGGAUACCCUCAACCAGAGAUUACACAUCCUAGGCAAGACAAGUGUUUAUUUUCCACUUUCGAUUUUUAUCAACGAAUGGACCAAAGAAUAUUUCAAUUUUUUUAUGUUGGGAACACAAUCAAAUGUUAAUGUCAUGUUUGAAAUUAAUCAGGAAUGUUUGACAGAAUCCAAGUUACAAAUUGAACGCAUGAAACAAGAUGAAUUUGUCUACUGCAGUUUUAAGGGUCAAGUAUUUUGGCCAACCAUAGGUUCAAGCAAACGUUGUUGGACUUUUACUAAUAAGUAUUAUUAUGAAGAACUGCAAUUGAGGAGAAUAUAUCUCAAAGAUAAUUUUCAAUUGGCUGAGGAAAAGAAAUGGAGUAUCAAACUACCCCUCACGAACAAAGAUCAAUUCAUGUACUUGGAAUAUCAACAUUUAAACGAAAAUGAACAAAAUGAUGUAAUUGAAAGGUAUCUCCUUGUCUCAGUCAGCCAGAGUAAGAGAUGGAUACACUCUUUACUUCAAAUGCAACUAGGCGAAAGUCAAGCAUUUUUAACACCAACAAAUUUUUUAAAUUUCGACAAAUUGUUCAAUAAUGACAUACAGCGCCAUGCAAAGAAUAAUGUCAAACUUCUCUCACAUUGCAAGUUAACCAAUUCCAAGUACUUGAUCAUGUGCUGGCUAAUAACGUCAAAACAAGGUCACACUCGAUACAAACUAAAAUCAUUUCAAGAUCUGUUCAUCCAUUCAACUGCUUGGAUGUUGAUUGAUUUUGAGAGCAAACUUGUUAAACGAGUAUUUCCAAGAGUUUAUCGUCUAUCUAAAAAGAUAAAUGAGGAUGGUUUCAAACAAGUUUCGAGUAAAAAGAAACUGUACUCUGGUAAGAGGUUGCCCAAGAAAAGCUAUUUUCAAGAUGGAGAUUUAAAUGGUGGAUAUUCUGAUGUGCAUUUACUACAAUUAAUAAGGACAAAAAACGACACAAAUAGUCCAUGCGAGGAAGAGGAUGUCGUUCCAGAAGAACGGAAUGAUAUUAUGUUGUUUGGAACAAAUUCCAAAAAAGACAUCCAAACGAUUGCUUUUCGACCAUUUCUUUCAAACCCUGACCUCUUUCAAGUAAUGGUAUUUUUCACAUCUGAUGUGGUCACAGAUUGUAGAAAAGAUGUGUGCCACUCUUCAGAUUACGGAAAGAUGUUUAGAUUCUAUUUCAAGUUACGAGAUGAAUGCAGCACUCGUUUGACCAGCACAUUCAAACAUUAUCAUGAUAUUACUCUUGUGACAUUGCAAUGA